Moesziomyces antarcticus is the source of this 246-nucleotide messenger RNA. RefSeq lists its product as uncharacterized. Gene Ontology annotation, biological process: microtubule nucleation by interphase microtubule organizing center; mitotic spindle assembly; gamma-tubulin complex localization. The transcript has 3 exons. The coding region runs from base 1 to 246 and encodes 81 amino acids. Lineage: Eukaryota; Fungi; Basidiomycota; Ustilaginomycetes; Ustilaginales; Ustilaginaceae. The record is from RefSeq and is a predicted model, not a curated record. Gene Ontology annotation, cellular component: interphase microtubule organizing center; centrosome; spindle.
AUGGAGGAUCAACGCGGCGCCGCAAGUCAGGAGACCAUGGACAUCCUGCAUGAUCUCUCACAGCUGCUCAACACCGGACUCUCCCGCGAACAACUUCGAGCUUGCACAGAGCUUAUAGAAAGCGGCGUGAACGCUGAAGCUGUUGCUGAGAUGAAGCAGGGUCUGAUCCGCAAGACGCAGCCACCCCCGGUCGUCCGAUCGUCGUCGCCCGGCUCGGACCCGAUGCAAGACUCUGAAUUCAACUAG